AUGGGGAACGAAGCCAGUUACCCCGAGGAGAUGUGCUCCCACUUCAGCCAGGACGAAAUUAAGAGGCUGGGCAAGCGGUUCAAGAAGCUGGACCUGGACUGCUCGGGCGCCCUGAGCGUGGACGAGUUCCUGUCGCUGCCCGAGCUGCAGCAGAACCCGCUGGUGCAGCGAGUGGUCGACGUCUUCGACACGGACGGCGACGGAGAGGUGGACUUCAGGGAGUUCAUCCUGGGGGCCUCCCAGUUCAGCGUCAGGGGGGACGAGGAGCAGAAGCUGAGGUUUGCCUUCAGCAUCUACGACAUGGAUAAGGACGGCUACAUCUCCAACGGGGAGCUCUUCCAGGUGCUGAAGAUGAUGGUCGGGGACAACCUGAAAGACUGGCAGUUACAGCAGCUGGUGGACAAGACCAUCAUCAUCCUGGAUAGAGACGGGGACGGGAAGAUCUCCUUCGAGGAGUUCAGUGCUGUGGUCGGAGGCCUGGAGGUGCACAAGAAGCUGGUGGUAAUUGUGUGA
Nyctereutes procyonoides (raccoon dog) is the source of this 513-nucleotide messenger RNA. It is a transcript of the gene PPP3R2, whose product is annotated as protein phosphatase 3 regulatory subunit B, beta. The transcript has a single exon. NCBI's taxonomy places the organism in Eukaryota, Metazoa, Chordata, Mammalia, Carnivora, Canidae. Gene Ontology annotation, molecular function: calcium-dependent protein serine/threonine phosphatase regulator activity; calcium ion binding. The record is from RefSeq and is a predicted model, not a curated record. Bases 1 to 513 code for a protein of 170 amino acids.